This is a messenger RNA of Manihot esculenta (cassava), 1575 nucleotides long. Its product is annotated as GDSL esterase/lipase At4g10955. Gene Ontology annotation, biological process: lipid metabolic process. The transcript has 3 exons. Bases 340 to 1338 code for a protein of 332 amino acids. Lineage: Eukaryota; Viridiplantae; Streptophyta; Magnoliopsida; Malpighiales; Euphorbiaceae. The record is from RefSeq and is a predicted model, not a curated record.
AAAAAAAAACAAUCGGGCGCAACCGCAAUCAGUCUUGCACCCACCCUCGGCUAGACUCGCAGAAAACCAAUCGAAAAAUCGCAAACAUUUCAUCGUUUGACUUUUACGUUAAUGUCGGUUAAAGAAGUCAAGAUGAAAGAAAGUCGGACAUUAAAAUAUAAAAGAAGAAAAGGCGUUUUGGGGGCAACUUGCAUUUGUAAAUAUUCUACUCAUGGAAGUUGAACCUCCCUCUCCUCUCUCUUUGUAGAGCUGAAGGAAGCCCUCUGUCGUCAUAACCAUCAUCCCCUUCUGUUUGGAUACUGAUAAUUUCCAUUUUUGUGUACAAAGAUUUGGGGAUAUAUGGAAGAAGGUAAUAUAGGAGAGGAGGAGCCCAUUAUCUCCGAGAGAGAAAUUUUCAGUCUUUCGGGGCCUGUGCAUCUCACUUCUGUUGACUGGAAUAAUUUUCAUCAUCGAACAUCUAUUGCUGCAAGCUUGGUUAAAGGAGUAUAUGUUUUAGAACGUGACCGCCAACAGGGUCGCCAAGGCCCUCAAGCUCAUGCUCCACCUUGGUGGGAAUUCUUCCAUUUUCAAUUGAAUCAUGUUCUCAUAGAUGAUGUUGAUGGCUCCAAUUUUGGUGCCAUAUAUGAAUUCAAGAAUUUUGCUUAUCCUUCAGCCCAAAAUGCCCCAAGAUAUGUUAUUGCCUUACGGGGAACAAUCAAAACGCGAAUAUCUAUUAUACGGGACCUUAAGCUGGAUCUUCUUUGCCUGUGUAACAAAAUUCAUGAAAGCUCCCGCUUCCAGCUGGCUAUGCAAGCUCUCCAGAACAUGGUUGCUUUAGCUGGAGCUGCAAAUGUUUGGUUAGCAGGUCAUUCAUUGGGGUCAGCUAUUGCAUUACUCGGGGGAAAAAACAUGGCCAAGAUGGGUAUUCUUAUUGAAAGUUACUUGUUUAAUCCACCAUUCCUCUCUUCCCCAAUAGAAAGAAUCAAGAAUCAAAAGCUGAAGCGUGGAAUCAGCAUGGUGAAAGCAGGACUUGCUGUUGCUCUAAAGGGUCACCAACCGAGGCCCCAGCAAGGAGAUUCAUUUGUGGCAUUACCUCCCUGGCUUCCUUACUUGUUUGUAAAUCCAGCUGAUCCUAUUUGCUCAGAGUAUAUUGGGCAUUUUGGGGAAAAGAACAAGGUGGAGGGGAUUGGAACUGGAAAAUCUGUGCAAAUUUCAGAGGCAUUGCAUCUAAUUCCGUCAGCAUAUCUGACUGUUAAUCUUAGUGAAUCUCCAAGUUUUAAACAAGCUCAUGGAAUUCACCAGUGGUGGAAUCCUAUUUAUAGAUUUCAGAGAGAACUCCACAACCACAAGUGCAGCUAAUGCAUGUAAGUUUGGAACGAUUGAUGAUCUUAUGAACUGGUUAGUUGAAACAGCAUAAAAUAAUUAUUCACGUUUUGUAUAAAUCAAGCAUUGCAUUAAACAAUUCAGUAACUUCUCUUUCCCUCAAUAAUUUGGAGAUUUGUACAUUGGAGUGAUAAUGCAGGGCCUGCUACGGGAAAAGAAAGAUGAUAACCAGUUAUUUAUUUUUAAUGAAAAUUUGUAGUCAUUGCAUUGAAA